GUUUGCAGAGUGACAACAAGUGAACAUAACCUCAAACAAACUGUUAACAUUGUUAUUAAAUUUGAGAAGUUUAUUAUUUCUUCUACUGCAUAGUCAUACUCUUUUUGCAAAAUAAUAUACAAUGCCGAUAAAAUAUAUUGGAAGAACGACCUAUUUCAAAGGUAAAACUUUGUGGGAAAUAUUGGGCAAUCUAAAAGAUUUGGGAGUCGGUAGAUAUGUGGUUAGAAAUAGAUUUGUCGAACGAUAUUCCGAACCCACAUAUCACAAAAUUUUGAAAGUUGAAACAUUACCUGCUACAAAAGUGGAAAAUCCUCACGAUAAUCCACGUAAAGUCAUGGCACUGACAGAAAAAAUAUUUCGAGGAGUAAAAGCGAAAGGUCUCGUGCAAUUAGACUCUACAAGUUAUAAAAGUGACUAUUUAUUGAUUCCCAAGGAAGAAGAACAUCUUCUAGGAGCUGCAGUGCCGGCAAAGGAGAAAAUUCUUCCAAAAACAAUGGAAUUUCCACCACUUGUUAAGGAGCUUUUACUUCGCCAAAUGAAAAAUCAAGGAAAACCAAUCACAGAGCCAAAAUUGAAUAUUAAAUACAAUUUCAAAAAUAAAUUCACUUUAAACAGAAUUGCCGAAGAUGGUGAAACUCCAGACUUUGAAAUAAAAAUGACACUUCAACGAAGAAAUGACUCAAAGUUGUAUUCAAAUGUUAAAGAAUAAUUUAUGUUAUGUAUGAUAAUUAGGAUAAUAUAUUGUACAUUGUUUUAUUUAAAA
Molecule: messenger RNA, 763 nt
Organism: Leptopilina heterotoma
Lineage: Eukaryota; Metazoa; Arthropoda; Insecta; Hymenoptera; Figitidae
Gene: mRpS34
Exons: 2
Coding region: 122-709 (195 amino acids)
Biological process (GO): mitochondrial translation
Cellular component (GO): mitochondrion; mitochondrial small ribosomal subunit
Molecular function (GO): structural constituent of ribosome
Source: RefSeq, a predicted model, not a curated record